AUGGACAUGGAUGUCUUCAGAGGGCCGUACGCGGGCGAAGCAGUCAUGGAUUUUGACGAAGCGCCUGGCCACGAUAUGGACUAUGACUACCCCUACGCUCUCGAACGGGGUGAAGAAUCCAUCGAUGACCCAGCAUUAUCGGAAGCCGACUUGACCAUCGACGACAUUGCAGAAAAAGAUAAAGAGGAAUUGCAAAUGGCUGUUGAUCGGGCUGUGGAAGCAGCAGAUAUUGUAGAGCGGCUGGAGGCGAGUAAUACUUCAGCUCCGAAGACGGUGACGGAGUUGGAGAAGAGGUUGGGGACAGUGUAUGGGAAGAGGGUUAGGAGGGUUGCAAGGCAUGUGUGGCAGGAGAGGAUGAAAGAGUAUUUGCGAGAGAUGGAGGCCGCGGACUCGAACGUUCUCCGAGCAACGAGGGCGGGGUUACAAGCUAGGCUGGCACACUUCAGACCGGAGGAUAUAUUUGUGGAGGAUGAUGAAAUGAAGAACGGGAUCGGCCUCGUGAAGCAAGAAAGAAACUUCGCGGCUGAAGAGCUUGAGAGAGGUCCCGAGAAAGGCCCUCAAGAUAUUGUAGUCAAUGAGAUGCAAGAGUUGGACGAGCUUAACAGUUUAUUUAAUUCGGACGUAGAUCAUCCCGGGGAGCGGCCAGAUAACACGGACGACGAGGAUGGCAAUUUCUACGGACGCACGCCGCCAGCGACAUACGUUGAGCCGGUGGAUGUUGUGGAUCCAACUCCUCCACACAGUGAAACGCUGAUGACCCCUAAUCUUGACGAUAUUCUCUCAACACUUCAAACGCACGGCGGUGCACUUACCCAUCCUCACCCGCUACAGGCUGUCCUGCAAUCGAUAGAAGUCAGCGAGACGCAAUCCGCCGUCACACAGCCAGGCUCUACAACCGUCGAGAAAACGACAAGUACCCAAAUCAAGACGGAAAACUCACUUACAUCGAAUAUUCCUGGUAUUGGUGUAGGGCAGGCAUCGCACCCUGGUCAGGUGCAAGAUCUGCCCAAAGGAAAACUAUACUCCUCGCCACUACCGAAACGCAAGGCCGAGAUUGAACCGGGCUCGUCACCAAAGCUGGGAGAGGCCGCGGGAGAGAAAAAGAGAAGUGCUGCAUCUGAGGAUCGCGUCGAGGAAACGAAGAAAGUUACAAGCGGACGGUCACUUGCUCCGCAUCGAGAGCCAGAUGUUCCACCAACAAAGAAAUCGAAGCUAGUUAAGGAGGUUGACCCCGUCCUCGCCGAGCUUGAAGGUAAAGACCAGAAAGAACAGGAAGACGUGUUGCGGAAGACGAGGACAAGGGGGAUUUCGAGGUCGAGAUCGGGGACGCCAGUGCCGGCAUACAAGGAGACAAGUGAGGACGAGGACGAGGAGGGUGAUGAUAUGGAUGAGGAUGAGGAUGAAGAGAGUGAUAGGAAGGGUAAAGGGAGGGCUGUGGCGAAAGGAAAGGGGAAGAGGAAGAAGAAGGCGGAUGAGGAGUGGGGUGGAGGGAGAGGGAAGAGGGGGAAGAAGAGAGUAGAGUAA
Molecule: messenger RNA, 1524 nt
Organism: Parastagonospora nodorum SN15
Lineage: Eukaryota; Fungi; Ascomycota; Dothideomycetes; Pleosporales; Phaeosphaeriaceae
Exons: 2
Coding region: 1-1524 (507 amino acids)
Source: RefSeq, a predicted model, not a curated record